AUGCUUUCAUCACUCAGUUGGAAGAGGUUCCUCAAGCCUACCAAUAUUGGCGUCGCAAUUCUUGCUCUUUGCUCCAGUUUCCAGACUGCAUCAGCCGAGCUCCCUUCAUCAAAACGCUUCGAUUUAUCUACACCAUCCUACGACUUGUACCGCAACAAGGUGUUACAAGACUCGACAGUCCAACAGGGCUUUGCGUUCGAUAAUACCAACCGACGAUUAUUUGUUGCCCAGCGGCGCGAUGGGUCCUCAGAGACAUCUGGAGACCUGUGCAUUACCCAGUUGGACUUUGAUGGCAAUUAUGUCGGGCAUAUGUACCUGACUGGCUUUGGCCACGGCGUUUCGUUUGGUGCUCAGGCUGAAGGCUCAUCCACAUACCUGUGGACGGAGGUUGAAGCCAACGCGAAUGGAUAUGGAAAGAAGCUUGCUCGAUUCAAGUUCACUAGUGGUAGCAAGCUCUCAGCUUCCUCAUCCUCAUUAAAGAAAUUUCAACCUAUCGCUGGUGCAACCCAACAUACCUGCGCUAUCGACCCCGUUAACAACCGCCUAAUUGUGCGGUACAAUCUUAGCGGUAAACACAUUGCAGUCUUCGAUUUAGCCAAGGCAACCAGUGGAGAUUUUACCAGCCCGUUGGCAAACUUCAAGCAUCCAUCCGUGAACACCAAAUCCGAUACUUUCCAGGGCUAUGCUGCUUAUGGGCAAUAUAUCUACCUGUUGACAGGGAAUUCAUACGAUACCUCCGGAGGUGUGGUCAACUCUGAAAUUGUUAGUGUCAAUAUGAAUACUGGUGCAGUUGUGCAGGGUCCAACUUUGACAAAGGCUGGAUCUACUCUUGAAUUCCGUGAACCAGAGGGUUUAGCUAUCUAUAAGACCGUUGGCGGGGAAGUUCGCCUUUUCUUGGGCUUUGCCUCAGGCAAGGGCGCCAUGACUGUGACAACGCAUCCCAGAGAUCCUCCACCUUUAGGAGAAUUAGCAGCUAUCAUCCAACGAUCUCUUCAAGCCAAUUUUGCCAGCGCCUCAGUGAGCGUCGUGGAAUGUCCCGACCUCCGCCAGCCCCCCUUCCACCUGGCUAGCUCAGGCCUAUCAGGGAAUCCCUGCAUCGCCGAUGUUGGCGGCCAGCCGAAUCUCUUUCCACGGCCCAACUUUGAUGCCAAGUUCAAUCUUCGCUCACUGGCCAAGGAUAUGCAGAUGACAGAAGGAGAGGGCGGAUUCUUGAUUGGCGCUGGGGCAGCACCCUUCCACGAAACAGGUUAUAAUGCCGAGCUUGCAGUGAAUCUUUACACUCCACCUGGACCUCAUGCGGGGAACGAUGACCCAGAUAUUGAUCAAGUGAGGAAUGGUUCUCGAAUUAUCCAAGUCAACCAAGAUGGUUCAUCGUGUUGCGAAGUCAUCAAGAGUCUCGAUUGUGGGCUCAUGGUCAAUCUCUUUGGAUCUUCUGGCGAUACGGGCCCAGUUCUGAAAAUCACUGCUCGAACACGAACAGGUGAACAAAACUUUACCAAUUGCAUUCGACUCGGCCUUGCAGAUCAUUAUGGUGACUCGAGACCUAUCAGCCUCGGCGGUGUGUUUAUUUUGAAGGCCGGCAAAGCCAAAUUUCACAUCAUGCCGGAUUUUCCAAAGGAAGAGAACCUGCCAUUCCGAGACCGGGAACAAUUAGAAAAAGAGUGGCUUACAUAUCAUGAUUUUGAAGCUCCUGUUAUUUGUUUGACUGUCAUGCACAGCUCUGAUCCGGAGCGCUUGGGCUUGAGAAUGGAGCAUACGCACUGCUUUGAAGUGGAGCGCAAUCGAAAAGGAGGGCACUAUCAUUAUGACCUGCAGGAUGGGGGUGAGGAGGUGGAAUAUGAAGCCUAUCUGAAUGUCGCUUCUACUGUUUACCGAAUCGAUCGGCCAGAGGCAUGA
Penicillium subrubescens is the source of this 1896-nucleotide messenger RNA. RefSeq lists its product as uncharacterized. The transcript has 2 exons. The record is from RefSeq and is a predicted model, not a curated record. Gene Ontology annotation, molecular function: zinc ion binding; hydrolase activity, acting on ester bonds. Lineage: Eukaryota; Fungi; Ascomycota; Eurotiomycetes; Eurotiales; Aspergillaceae. The coding region runs from base 1 to 1896 and encodes 631 amino acids. Gene Ontology annotation, cellular component: nucleus.